UUGGUUUGACUCAGUUGGUGGUCAACCGUCUAAAGAUGUAAAGCAAAUAUUGACAAUGGCUUUCAAAGAAGUUGUGGUCAAAGGUAGACAUUUUGCAAAUCGAUACAAAACAACAAAAUGGACUAUUUGUCCGUGCCCAAUGCAAGCGGGAAAUGUCGAAUGCAGUUACUAUGUCAUGAGAUUCAUGUAUGACAUCAUAUCUUCUAAGACAAAUAAAAACUCCAUAACCAAGAUGUUUAGUCGCGAUGAUAAAUACACACAAGCAGAUCUGGAUUUUGUAAAGGGGAUGUGGUGUAAAGCGUUGCUUAGAUAUACUUCCUCCGUUCUUAAAUAAGUGCAACAGUCAACAUUUCACACUUGCCGAGACACAACUUUGACCAUUAAUAUAUAUAAUUCUCUAUUAGUAAAAAAUUUUAAAAAAUUACUUUUUGAAAAUUUACAAUGAGACAAAUUUAAUAAUAUAUUUUUCAAAAAAAUAUAUUAAUAUAUCAAUAAAUAAAAUGUAGUCAAAGUAGAACAUGUGAAUAAUGUAAAAUUUCAC
Cuscuta europaea is the source of this 541-nucleotide messenger RNA. Lineage: Eukaryota; Viridiplantae; Streptophyta; Magnoliopsida; Solanales; Convolvulaceae. The record is from the annotation of a GenBank genome assembly.